GCAAAAGAAAGGGAAGUAAAGCAGGAGCUGUCACAGUUUUAAAACUAAAUGAAAACAAUAUUUUAAUCAUAGCUGUUAAGGUUUCUCUCAAGUCCGAAGAGAAACAUGUAAAGUGAAGAGGAGAAGAACUUUGGAAAACUGAAGUUCAUGUAGAUGGACAAGAAAGAGGAGAAUCAAAAAGAGAAGAGCUGAGGAGGCAUUGAAGAGGGCCAGAGGCAGAUAAUAACAAAACAUAUCUGCAAAGCUGAUCAAUAAAAAGAGAUAAUUUGUGAGUCACAGAGAGAAGAUAUAAAGGAUUGUUAAAUAUUCAGAGGAUUCAAGAAAUAUCAAAGAUUCCAUGCACUAUGUAUGUAACUUUUUCUUUUAAUUAACAUUUUAUGCAAAAUAAGUAAUAUAAAGGCUAUAGUGCAUUUCUCUUCUGAAGACUGCAAGAACUUAUGCAAUUAUUUUUUGACUGCGUACUUCAGAAGAAUUGAAAGAUUAAUAAUCCUGUAAGCUAAGAAUUACCUCAAACCUGUGAUAUCUGCCAAAGCUGCAAUUCUUGGAUGCCCUUCAGGUGCCUGUUCAAUGAAAUUUCACAUGGUGUCACACUUCAUAUAUAAUUGCAACUAAUUUUGUAAAUGAAGAGCAGCUGGAGUUGGAUUUCAAAAAGAUUUCCGCCAUAAGAUCCUGGACAUCUCAUGGUUAUGAGACUUGAAAUGAAAAUAUAAACUGAAGACAUAAAUUAAAGUAUGAAAGCUGAUUACCUGUGUCACUGACCAAGACAUUGGUUAAAACAACUGUUGAGAAUUUAUUGUACUGGUAUUCAACUGUUUCAUCGAAAUUUUCUUAAACUGCAAUUCAUUGAAAUUAGAAGCAUAUGUCUCAAAUAUAAACUGAUAUGUCUCAAAUAUGUGGCCAAUGAAGUUUUAAUUGGCAUUAUUCAUAAAAAAUAAAUUUUUUAGCUUUUAUGGAAGUGAACGAAGGAGCCUAACUGACAGGUCUGGAACAUAUUGCUAACAACAGAUCAACCCAGUGCUGGAUGGGGACUGACAUUUGGACAAGCAGAAUGUUUUCAUGUUAAGAAACUCUAAAUAAUCCAGAGAAAAGGGUCAUAGUGAACCUGAGAGACUUGAAAGAAAGCUGAAAAUGUCAUCAAACCUUGGAGACAGCCUGACCAACAUGGAUUGGCUGCCACAAUUGGCCCUGAAAAAGCACAGCGAAGGAAAACUUGCAGGAGAGCAUCAAAGCACUAAUGUGAAUAAUGAAGGCAUUUCAAAGCCUCCCCACAGCUAUGCCACUCUGAUUGGUGCUGCCAUUGCAUCUACACCCAAUGGCAGGAUGAGCCUGAAUGACAUAUACAGCUGGAUUUGUGAGAAGUACCCGUACUACCGGACUGCUGGUUCUGGCUGGAAGAAUUCAAUUCGACAUAAUCUUUCCCUGAACAAGUGCUUUCGGAAGAUCCCUCGCCCUCGAGAUGACCCUGGAAAGGGCUCAUAUUGGACCAUUGACAGCUCCCCAAAGGAAGACUCUCCUCUCACUCUUGGAGUAAAACGAGCAAAUCCCUUUGAGCAAGAGACAUCUCAAGAUUCUUUACCAGAGCAAGAGGGAGUUGUAAGUCAAAGUGACAAUGAAUGCAGCAAUUCUCUUAAUGAAGAUAAACAAUUUGAACCUCCUCCCUGCAAGGUCCCAUGCCUUUCCCUUGGCCCCGUUUAUCUCCAAGAAGAUUCUAUACCAAUAUCAGCACCCACAGACAAGCAAGGAGAACCCUUGUUGAAUCAUCCACUGUGUACUGAAACAGAUGAUUCUCAGCACGGAGGUCCUUUGAGAUUUUCAUUCACAGAGCUGCAUCUUCAGGACCUUGAGUCAUCUUUCAAAAGUCUAUGCAAGACAGUGCUAGAGAAGUCCACAGUUCAAGGAGAUUGCAGUUUCCAGUCUUGUAAAAACCCUUGUACGUUUUCUUUACCUCGAACACCUCAAACACCACUUCAUACUCCAACAGUUCCCACAUUUCCUACAGACAUCCAGCAAUGUUCUAGUAACUUAGUUUUAGAUAUGAACGCAAUACACCCUGAACCAAAAACCCCACUAACGACUUCUGGAAUACCAGUCCCACCUGACUGGUUUUCUAAUAUUGGCAGCCUUAAAGAAAGUUUUCAGGCAGUGAAUAAUCUUGACUGGUCUUCUAUCAAUCUUUCUCAAUUUCCAGAUCUUGUUGAGAGUAUGAGACAAGCAGAACAUUCCAACUGGCUUCUGGACCCAUCGCUGUUUACAUCCCUUUGUGAUUCACUCAACAAUUUCUUUACCCAAACUGGCCUCAUCAACUCCCAAAAUACACAAUUACAUGCUGGACAUACUGCUACUUUUGUUUCCCCACCUGUGCAGUCACAAAGUGGAUCAAUUAGUGUGCCAUGCGAACUCAUUUCACCUAUUAAUACGUCUUUCCAGAUAGGAACUGAACCAGUCCAGAAUCCAACAGGAAAUGUUUCUAUCUUUGUGCAGUCGAGGUACCACACACCUACUUCGACAAAUGGGCAUCCAGUGGAAGGGUUUCCAUUACAGGACCUGACAGGACAAUUUACUGUUCCCAACUGCCUAGCAGGUACUACACCAGGGAGCUCUACAAUGUCUUCUCGGCCUCCACCCUUUCCAGUGCAGCUUUCAAAAUAUAUUCGUAAAGGAAACAGUGAGGAGAUUGCUGAUGAUUUUGACUGGGAUCAGUUGCUAAAUUAAACUGGAAUUAGUACAACUGAAAAUAUUGUUUUUUGUAAAUGACUUAAGAGGAAGAAAAGAUAAUUCAAAGUCCAAUAAGGAAAACAUAAUAUCUAAAGAUGGUUGCUGUUUUAAAGACUUCCUUUUAUAAAGCUGGCAUGGGUGUCAUGAAUCAGUUCAUUCACUUGUAUUUACUGUGUACUUGAACAACCAUGAAUGGAUGACUGCUAUCAUCUUGAAUGAGCAACAAUUUAAACAACAUUUCAAAGCAGCAAAGAAUGGAACUAUGGUAAAAACAUUUAUUUGCCUUUAAUCAGCAGCAAUAUUAACAUUAGCAUUAUAAGCUUAUAUAUCUUAUAAAGAAAUGUAAAACCUGUUUGUAAAGCAUUACAUUCCACAAUAUCCCAAAUGGCAUACAAGAUAAUCAUUACUCAUCCAGGAUACUGAAUAACUGUAAUAAUAACUUUAAAAAUAUGGUACCUGUAAGGCGAGGAUGUUUAUGUUUAUUAUUUGUAGUAUGUGUUUUU
Polypterus senegalus (gray bichir) is the source of this 3218-nucleotide messenger RNA. RefSeq names its product forkhead box J2 (gene foxj2). The record is from RefSeq and is a predicted model, not a curated record. NCBI's taxonomy places the organism in Eukaryota, Metazoa, Chordata, Cladistia, Polypteriformes, Polypteridae. Gene Ontology annotation, biological process: regulation of transcription by RNA polymerase II. Gene Ontology annotation, molecular function: RNA polymerase II cis-regulatory region sequence-specific DNA binding; DNA-binding transcription factor activity, RNA polymerase II-specific. The transcript is spliced from 11 exons. Gene Ontology annotation, cellular component: nucleus. Bases 1129 to 2712 code for a protein of 527 amino acids.